Messenger RNA from Cuscuta europaea, 724 nucleotides. NCBI's taxonomy places the organism in Eukaryota, Viridiplantae, Streptophyta, Magnoliopsida, Solanales, Convolvulaceae. The record is from the annotation of a GenBank genome assembly.
CGUCGGGAGUUCAGGGGCCAUCUUCCGAGGUCCUCAUGGUUUCCCUCCCGGCUGGUACGGCCGUGAUGAAUGGUACCGCCGACCCGAGGGCGCUUCUGCGAGGCAUCACCCUCGAGAUUGACAGGGUUGCCCUCGGGGCUGAUGAAGACGAAGCCCUCGAGGACAGGAUCCUCCGGUCCUCCCUUACAACCUGCAUUGCCCUCGGGGAGCAAGCCCGACGGCUAGAGGAGUGGCGCCUUCGCAAGGCCGAGCAGGAGGCCAAGAUGCGGGAGCUCAUCCGCCAGAAUGCAGACGCUGUGCGGCAGAUGGCCAUGCUGGAGGAGAGCCUUCGGCAGAUGACCCUGCGAGCGGAGGCCGCGGAUCGGGGUAGGGCAGAAGCCGAGAGGUCCGCAGCUGAGGCCUUGGAGAAGGCUGCCAAGGAAGCCGAGGCCGCGAAGGUUGAAGCCGUCGAGAGAGCCCGGGAGGACGCAAUCUCGGGGUUCUUGGCAGGGGGAUGGCGGUCCGAGGAGCACAAGCAAUGGCUGUCCUCGGUCGUCGAGUCCUCGGUCGACGAGUGGUGCGAUGGGCCUGGCGUGGAGUGGGUUUCCCGAAAGGGUAAACAAUACUACGAUGGGGGCGAGUUCUUCACUCAAGCCCUCAUCUAUCGGAGGAUGGCUCGCCACUUGAAGAUCGAGCCAAAGGACUUUGACCCGGCAGCAUACGGGCUCCCCCCCCCUGCAGCCAG